GUCCAAUUUCUCGGGUGGAAUUGCCUGCGAAGUAAUUCAGGGCGGAGAGGAAAAAGCAAAGCGGAAGAGGGGAAAUGGGAGAGAUGGAUUGAUUGGAAGAGGUUGAGAGGUUUGAGGAGGAGGAAGCGAGGAAGUUGAGGUUCUUGACUCAGCAAUGGCAGAAGUUAAAUCUACAUCUAAACGGUGGGAGGAGAUGGAAACUGAUGUGCUAGUAAAGAUUUUCAAGGAAUUGAACAUGAUCGAACUUUCCCCUGUUUCUCAAGUUUGUCAUUCGUGGCGCCUGGCUUGUUCUGAUAUUUGGCUAUGGCAUACUUUUGAUCUGGGCCUUCUGAAAUCAAAUUUUAUUCAAACUAGAGCAUCACCAUAUAUUUGGGUGGAUGAUAGGUCUGACAGGAGGUUGACUCGAGUAUUAAAAACUGCAAUGGCCCUUAGUCGUGGAAAUAUCACUUGCUUGAUAUUCCACUUCGAUUUGUACAUGAAAGAUGAUCACCUUAGCUACAUCUCUGAAAGGUGCCCUCAUCUCAAGAGACUAGUUUUGCCAGCUUGGAAUCGCAUUACAAAGAAUGGAAUCUGCCAAGCUAUCCAAAGAUGGCAAGAGCUGGAAUCUCUGACAAUGCCUUGGAUUGCUCAUCCCCCAUAUAUCAUGGAGGAAAUAAGCAGGAAUUGCAAGAACUUUACCCAACUGAAGGUCAUGGGUUCCUUUGACAUGAAUUUUGCAUUAGCAAUAGCAGCUAAUAUCCCAAAACUGAAAGUCUUAAGUGUGAGGUGCUCUAUGCUGAUGAAGGAGGCUCUACUGUAUAUUUUGGAUGUCAUGGAGGAUCUAGAGGUGCUUAACAUCUCACACUGUUUCCUGCUUGAAGGUCGAUCAACUACAUUUCCAGGAUCGAGGAUGGUCAAGGAACUCGAGGAAUCCAUUCUUUGCAAAACCUCCCGGUUGCGUGAAUUCUUGUACUGCCAGAGCAGCUCAUGCAUUACAUGUCAGAGGAUGAUUUUAGAUGAAGGUCUGAUGAGAUGGUGGAAGUACGAGGACUGGUUCUGGCGCUUGGACGAGGUAAACUGCCUUGCUCUGGAAGGCUAUGGCAAGUUGUUUGAUCAAAGCUCUGUGAAUAUAGCAUUGCGAGACUGAGUGCUAUCUGUAAGUCAUAAUCCGUGCCGCACAGGUAUCAUUUAGGUAGUUUUCUUUUAUUGUCCAUGUCUGGAAAAGAAAAGAAAAAUAAUAGCUGUUGCAGCUAUUACCUUAUUUUGGCAUCACAAACUAAAUAAUCAUAGCUUGUUGUUUUGUGUGCUUUCUAGUUGAUGAAAGUAAAUAUGGUAUUUUGAUAAAUGUAAACGAAGUUUUCUGGUUCCUAUAGGUUCAUGUUUUUUCUGAACAAUUGAACUAGAGGAUCAAGAUAUAACCUAAGUCCUUGAUGUUUCGAUGGAAUCACCUCGAGUAAGUUUUGUUAGACGUAAGACUUCUGCUUUAUCAUCCCUGUUUAAGAUGAUGCUGAAAAUGCAGAAUGAAGUUUCUAGUUUUUAGGUGUAAUUGUUGUAUCGAUCAAAUGCGCGAUAACUUGUGUUACUGUAUAUCCUUGCUAUAUAUUUGCUGCUAAUGAGAGUUGCUCUUUUAAGAUUUCUUUCACA
Dioscorea cayenensis subsp. rotundata (Guinea yam) is the source of this 1623-nucleotide messenger RNA. Its product is annotated as F-box/LRR-repeat protein At3g48880. The transcript has 4 exons. NCBI's taxonomy places the organism in Eukaryota, Viridiplantae, Streptophyta, Magnoliopsida, Dioscoreales, Dioscoreaceae. The coding region runs from base 155 to 1126 and encodes 323 amino acids. Gene Ontology annotation, molecular function: protein binding. The record is from RefSeq and is a predicted model, not a curated record.